Molecule: messenger RNA, 2503 nt
Organism: Syzygium oleosum
Lineage: Eukaryota; Viridiplantae; Streptophyta; Magnoliopsida; Myrtales; Myrtaceae
Product: two-component response regulator ORR21
Exons: 6
Coding region: 336-2204 (622 amino acids)
Biological process (GO): cytokinin-activated signaling pathway; phosphorelay signal transduction system
Molecular function (GO): DNA binding; DNA-binding transcription factor activity
Source: RefSeq, a predicted model, not a curated record
GGAAGGCCAGAAGAGUCGGUAGCAGUGAUUGUUAGUAUUUUAUCGAGACGACUUCAAUGGCGUCCCCCCUCCUCCUCCUCCUCGUCAUGACCUCAUCAUCACCGUCAUCAUCUCCUCCUUCCACCGCUCGUCAACCACCGCGCCGUUCCUGAGUCCCUCCCCUACCGACCUCUCCGAUUCCGGCGACCGCCGGAGGUUCCCGUCCCGUUCGCCUCGCUCUUGCUGCUCGGAAUCCUAGGGUUCGUUCCCGCCUCCAGAUCCGUCGAUGCUCGGGCUCGGCGUCGGCGUCGUCGUCGUCGUCGGCUCCUUGGUCUCCCUUCUGCGACGAUCGGGGAAUGGCGCUUCCUAGUUUCGCGGAUACCGUUACAACUUGCUCCCAGGCAACUGUGGCAUUGAAUCUUCUCCGAGAGAAGAAAGGCUGUUUUGACAUUGUUUUAAGUGAUGUUCACAUGCCCGAUAUGGAUGGUUUUAAACUCCUCGAACAUGUUGGGCUCGAGAUGGACCUUCCUGUUAUUAUGAUGUCUGCUGAUGGAAGCACGAAUGCUGUUAUGAAAGGAAUCAGACACGGAGCAUGUGAUUAUCUUAUAAAACCUAUUCGCCCUGAAGAGCUUCAGAAUAUAUGGCAACAUGUUGUUAGGAAAAAAUGGAAUGGAAAUAAGGAGAUUGAACAUUCAGGAAGCCUAGAAGAUAAUGAUCGGCAUAAGCGAGGAAGUGAUGAUGCUGAUGGUUCUGCUGUUAAUGAAGGGGUGGAAGGCUUGUUGAAAUCCCAGAAAAAGCGCAGCAUUGCUAAAGAAGAAGAUGAUCCUGAAUUGGAUAGUGACGAUCCUUCUACAUCAAAGAAACCACGUGUAGUGUGGUCGGUGGAGCUCCAUCAACAAUUUGUCAGUGCUGUAAACCAACUUGGAAUUGACAAGGCUGUGCCAAAACGAAUCCUCGAAUUGAUGAAUGUUCCUGGCUUAACUAGGGAGAAUGUUGCAAGUCAUUUGCAGAAAUUUAGGUUGUAUUUGAAGAGAUUAAGUGGAGUAGCUCAGCAGCAAGGUGGGAUAUCUAGUUCAUUCUGCGGACCUGGAGAGCCAAAUGUCAAGUUGGGGCCCCUGGGAAGAUUUGAUAUCCAAGCUUUGGCAGCCUCUGGUCAAAUUCCUCCACAGACAUUAGCAGCACUGCAAUCUGAGCUUUUGGGUCGACCAACAAGCAACCUAGUGUUACCGUCAUUUGAUCAGCCAACUCUCUUACAAACUUCCCUGCAGGGAUCCAAGUGUCUUCCUGUUGAACAUGGUGUGGCAUUUGGUCAGCCUCUGAUUAAAUGCCCAUCUAAUGUCUCCAAGCAGUAUCAACAGUCCAUUCUAUCGACUCAGGAUGCUCCUUCGGGAUUUGGACCAUGGCAGGCUACUAGCCUUAGUAUGGUUGGAAACAAUAACAUUGUCGCAGGGUCAAGUAUUCAGAGUAAUAACACUUUGAUGGAUAUAUUUCAAAGACAGCAGCAUCACUAUCAGCAAAAGCAGCAAUUACAGCAACAGCAGCAGCAACAACAACAACAACUACCACAACAGCCUCUCCCAGAGCCUAGCCGUUUAAUUAAUGUGCAACCAUCUUGUCUCGUUGUUCCCCAGUCAUCAGCUGGUUUUCAAGCAGCGGGUAGUCCUGCUUCUGUAAACCAGAGUUCCACCUUCAAUAGAAGUACUGUCAUUGACUACAGUCUUCCAUCAUACCAAGGCAAUACUGCUUUAAAUAAUGGUCUGUCCUCGGAUAAAGAUCUCAAAACCUCUGGUGUACUUAGUGGUUACUCUGUACAAGGUUCCAUAUCACCGACUUUGUCAUCUAGUUCGGCGAAUGCUGACAGUAGCAAUAGCUGCCAACUUCGGAAUCCAUCUGCAAAAUAUAACAUCAUUGGACAAGCACCAGGUGCUGUUUCUAAUUUUUGCAAUAUCCAGGGUUCUUACGAUGCUAAGUCAGGUGAAGCCAUUGAUCAAGGACCGCUAAAGAAUCUAGGAUUUGUUGGUAAGGGAUCAGGCACCCCAAGUUUCUUCACAGUUGAUGAAUAUGGACCACAAUUGAAACACAUAUACAGUGGAAAGGUCCAUCUGGAGAAUGGUGCGAGUAGAGUCAAACAAGAACCGAGCUUUGACUUUGUGGAUGCAAAAGUGUCUAUCCCAGUAUUGGAGCAACUUUCUUCGAAUGAUCUUAUGAGCGUUUUCACGGACUAGGAUACCUCUGCUGCUUGAUUGGUUUGGAGGCUCCGUUCCAUUUGAUCGAGAAGCACAGAUUUAUCCACUUCUUGGGGUGGAGCGGAUUCUGGUUCGACACUGUAAUGUUUUCUUCUAGAGAUUUUACUAAUUGUUCCCGAACCACGUGUAUAAAUGCAUUUCAUUAAACUUAUGGGUAGUUCUGAGGUCAAAAUAAGUUGUAUUUAAUAUUUAGGGGCUUGGUUUCACCUCUUGGUGUCACAUUUGACUGAUGUGUAGUCAUUUGGACUAGGAUGUCAAUAUCCAUUUAUUCAUUGUCC